UAAUCCAGCUCACAUCUCACAUGGCAACUUCACAAUUCAAUUCUCACUUCAAACGUUGUUGAGUUACCUUAAUGGUCACUCUUCUUUCUUUGUUUUCUGAUUCUUCUUUGGUUGAAUAGUGUUGUCACCAUUUUAACUCUUAGCAUAGUUGCAUACAAAAUGAAGAGAACAGACUCUUUCAUCUCCUCUCAAUGCUUUGUUUACCUUAUCAUUGAAGCACUGUUACUAUCAGAGAGUUCAAUAGCAGAACCAAGGGCGAAAACGAUCCAAAUCACAUGUGGCAAUCAAUUUGAGCACAACAACACCACCUUUGUUCCGAAUUUCGUUACAGCCAUGGACAAUAUCACUCAACAGAUUAGCACUAAUAUCUUUGCAACAGCAGUUGCAGGCACAGGACCAGACACUAACUAUGGCCUGUUUCAGUGCUAUGGCGAUCUUUCCUUACUUGAUUGCGCAUUGUGUAACGCUGAGGCACGCACGGUUCUUGCCGGAUGCUUCCCUUAUAACGGUGGUCGAAUUUACCUUGAUGGUUGCUUCAUGAGGGUUCAGAACUAUAGUUUCUUUAAUCAGUAUUCAGGAGCAGGAGACAAGGCUAUAUGUGGGAACACAACUAGGAAGAACUCGAGUUUUCAAGCAGCAGCAAAGCAAGCAAUUUCAACAGCAGUUCAAGAUGCACCAAACAACCUUGGCUAUGCUAGAGUUAAGGUUUCUGUGUCAGGAACAAUUAAUGCGUCCGCUUAUGUUCUGGCUGAUUGUUGGAGGAAUUUGGACCCAAGAUCUUGCAAAGCAUGUCUUGAGAACGCAUCUUCUUCUAUAUUGGGAUGCUUGCCUUGGUCGGAAGGGCGAGCACUUAACACCGGUUGCUUCAUGAGGUACUCAGACACAGAUUUUCUCAACAAGGAACAACAAAAUGGGAGUUCAAAAGUGAACGUAGCAGUGCUAGUUGUUCCAAUAGUCAGUUCAGUGGUUGUUCUGGUGGUUGGAAUUGUUAUUGGGAUUUAUAUCUGGAAACACAGAUACAUUCAAAACAAAAGAAGAGGUUCAUAUGAUGCGAAAAAACUAGCAAAGUCCCUUCACUGCAGUGGCUUGAAUUUCAAGUACUCUACACUGGAAAAGGCGACUGGAUCCUUUGAUGAUGCUAACAAGUUAGGCCAAGGAGGAUUCGGAACAGUUUAUAAGGGAGUUCUACCUGAUGGAAGACAGAUUGCCGUCAAGCGGUUAUAUUUCAACAACAGACAUAGAGCUGUGGAUUUCUACAAUGAAGUUAACAUAAUUAGCCAAAUCGAACACAAGAAUCUAGUUAGACUGUUAGGAUGCAGCUGUUCAAGACCUGAAAACUUGCUUGUAUAUGAAUUUCUUCCCAACAGAAGUCUUGACUGCUUCAUUUUUGACAGAAAUAAGGGAAGGGAACUGAAAUGGGAGAAGAGAUAUGAAAUUAUUGUUGGGACAGCUGAAGGACUAGUUUACCUGCAUGAGAACUCUGAAAUCAGGAUAAUUCACAGAGAUAUAAAAGCUAGCAACAUCCUAUUGGAUUCAAAGCUUCGUGCAAAAAUUGCAGAUUUUGGUUUGGCUAGAUCCUUUCAAGAAGACAAGAGCCACAUAAGUACAGCUAUAGCAGGAACUUUGGGCUAUAUGGCUCCAGAGUACUUGGCUCAUGGUCAGUUAACAGAAAAGGCCGAUGUAUAUAGUUUUGGAGUGUUACUGUUAGAGACAGUUACUGGGAGACAGAACAACGGAGGCAAAACAACAGAAUAUUCAGACAGCCUAGUUACAAUUGUAUGGAAGCAUUUCCAGAUGGGGACUGCAGCACAAUUAUUUGAUCCAAAUCUUCAGUUGCAUAACCAUAACAGCAGCAAUACUAAGAAUGAGGUUUUAAGAGUGGUUCAUAUAGGUCUUCUAUGCAUCCAAGAGAACCCUACACUGAGACCAACUAUGUCAAAGGCACUACAUAUGUUAACAAAGAAGGAGGAGCACCUUGCUGCUCCCUAUAAUCCACCCUUCCUAGAUGAGAGUACCAUGGAACUGCACGACAUGAGUAGCGACCCAUCUUCCCCUCUCAAUGUACCAACAUCAAUUGCUACCAUGUCGCAUAGCUCGUUUUAUCCGAGGUGACCAUGAAGAUGCAGAGAAACACACUCCAUACAGCAUGUCUAUCGUCUUCACUUUUGAAUGGCAUGAUCUGGCUUAGACCUAUGAAUUUAAAUGCAUGCUUUGGAUAUGGGAACCUAUAAAGCCAAAUUCCAAUGGGUGUUUUGGCAAGAAGACAGUACAUACUGUAUAUACCUAUGAUUAACAUGCAUUAUAGAAAUUUGGAUCAAUCAGAUAUGUAACAGCCCAUAAUUAAUAAUUACUUUACCAGAACUGAAUAUGUCAAAUGAAACAUUCAUGCAGUGAAGAAUGCAUGUAUAGUGCA
Messenger RNA from Arachis duranensis, 2413 nucleotides. RefSeq names its product cysteine-rich receptor-like protein kinase 2. The record is from RefSeq and is a predicted model, not a curated record. NCBI's taxonomy places the organism in Eukaryota, Viridiplantae, Streptophyta, Magnoliopsida, Fabales, Fabaceae. Gene Ontology annotation, molecular function: protein kinase activity; ATP binding. The coding region runs from base 160 to 2112 and encodes 650 amino acids. The transcript is spliced from 7 exons. Gene Ontology annotation, biological process: protein phosphorylation.